AUGCUCAGCGGCGCCAUCUGGUCCGCCGCGCCCGUGAGCCUGCGCCCGCUCGCCCCGGGGCUGCCCGCUGCGCGGCCACCGCUGCUUGCGCUCGUCAUGCAAGCUCUGCAUGAUGACGACACCAGCUUUUUAGGGGCCUAUAUGCUUUUCGUUGAAGCUCCAGAUUCCGUUGCUGAAGUUCAGAAGGGCAUGGAACGUUUGAAUGAAUGA
This is a messenger RNA of Pieris macdunnoughi, 210 nucleotides long. The record is from the annotation of a GenBank genome assembly. NCBI's taxonomy places the organism in Eukaryota, Metazoa, Arthropoda, Insecta, Lepidoptera, Pieridae.